Messenger RNA from Exaiptasia diaphana, 393 nucleotides. RefSeq lists its product as uncharacterized. NCBI's taxonomy places the organism in Eukaryota, Metazoa, Cnidaria, Anthozoa, Actiniaria, Aiptasiidae. The transcript has a single exon. Bases 1 to 393 code for a protein of 130 amino acids. The record is from RefSeq and is a predicted model, not a curated record.
AUGGAUCGACCUGUGGAGUGUGUAUGCUGCCAGGAGAUUGCUCAGGUCAAAUCCAAACUUCGCGAAGCAGCCGAAGUAGAAGGAUUGCCUGAGCCAAUCUGCAUCACGCAGCAUCCUGGUUUCCUAGUGGUUUGUAUUGAUCGCUGGGUUCUCCAAACUGCCUGGUAUCAAUAUCGGCAGUAUUAUGGGGGCGAUGCUGAUCAAAGUCCACAACACAAGCGCAACAGGCACAUUGCCUAUCGUCAGCUAGUUCGAUGGUGUUGGGGGAUUUUGGGUAAKGAGAUAAGGGUGACUUUGCCAUCGUGUGCAGUAAUGUGCAUUCGGGCCCAUUUUCCUCCCCCAGGUUUGGAAGAAGAUUUUAUAUUUACUGGGUUUAGAUACGCAGAUGAAUAA